AUGUCUCGCGAACCGUCAGAAACUCGCCCUCUACUGGAAGACAGACCUGCAACCCUCGACUCGUAUAGUGCUCUAGUCGAUGGCUCGGACCACUCGCCAACUCCCAUAGAAUAUUCUCCACCGAACAAGGUGUCCAAGGUCGACCUCGCGUGGAUUCUCGCUGGUCUCUGGAGUGCAGUUUUCUUGGGCGCGUUAGAUGGUACGAUCGUUGCAACAUUACUGGCACCCAUUGGAAGUUACUUCAACGAGUCCAACCGUUCUUCGUAUAUCGGGACCUCUUACUUGCUGUCGGUAUGUUGCUUCACACCACUGUAUGGGAGGCUGUCGGAUAUUCUCGGUCGCCGGGGAGCGAUGCUGUUAGCCCUGACAUUAUUUGGAUCUGGUACCUUCCUCUGUGGGUUAGCUCCUUCGAUGGACGCCCUUAUCGCUGCCCGUGCGAUAGCAGGUAUGGGAGGAGGAGGAGUAAUGACAGUGUCCAGUGUUGCUGUCACGGAUUUGAUUCCUCUCCGGCAGCGCGGCCUGUAUCAGGGAAUGACCAACAUUCUGUUCGGAUUGGGUGCAGGUUUGGGGGGACCUCUGGGAGGGUGGCUGAAUGACACCUUCGGAUGGAGAUCCGCGUUCCUUUUGCAGAUGCCUAUUCUGAUUUUCUCCUUCCUGCUCGUCACCGCGAAGGUCCGCAUCAAGUUGCCCGACGAAGUCCAGAAUCAGAGUGUACGCGCCAAAUUGCGACGGAUUGACGUUUUCGGUUCUUUGACCCUCGUCGGAACCGUCGGCUGUCUGCUGCUUGGCCUCAGCUUGAAGUCUACGGAGGAGCUUCCAUGGUCGCACCCGCUAAUCUGGGGUCUGCUGGCUGCGAGCGUCGUAUGGUGUGCGCUGUUCAUCCUUGUGGAGACCCGUUUCUCGCCCUAUCCUGUCAUGCCCAUGAGGCUUGUUAAGGAGCGAACACCCCUUGCUGUAUCUUUAUCGUGUUUCUUCGGCAGUGUUGCCGCGUUCUCUAUGUUGUAUAAUGUACCAUUGUAUUUCUCUGCCGUUAGAUUAAAUUCAUCGACAGAUGCAGGAUUGCACUUACUACCCCACUCAGUCGCGAUAUCUACGGGGAGCGUAUUUGCCGGCUGGGUCAUGCGCAAGACAGGAAAACUUUAUAUGCUCACACUCUUCUCCUCCGCUAUGACGCUGGUAUCAUGCGGUCUUAUUGUCUUCUGGAGCGAUAUCACGCCUGCGUUUCACUUGUGGUUUGACAUUGUUCCGCAAGGUUUUGGCAUGGCUAGCGUUAUCACUACUACUUUGAUUGCUAUGAUCGCUAGCGUAUCCCGGGAAGAUGUGGCCGUAGCUACUGGCAUCACAUACCUGUUCCGGACGACCGGUCAAGUGCUGGGAGUCAGCUUGAGCGGUGCACUGUUGCAAUCUAUACUGACGAAGAAGCUCCGGGAACGUAUACACGGGCCGGAUGCUAUGGAGAUCAUAGAACAGAUCCGCCACUCGACGAGUAUCAUUCCCGACCUCAGUCCGCAUUUACGGAAGGCGGCCGUGGAUUCUUACGCCGAUGCCUUACGCAUCGUGUUCAUUUGCCAACUCGCUGCCAACUUCUUGUGCUUCCUCUGCUGUAUACCGAUACAGGAUAAUCCUCUCCCGGGAAGUCACGAAGAGCAGGAAGCAGUAUAUCGUAACCGCAAGAACACUGUGAGCUCAUCAACGUCGGAAAGUUAG
Molecule: messenger RNA, 1707 nt
Organism: Sparassis crispa
Lineage: Eukaryota; Fungi; Basidiomycota; Agaricomycetes; Polyporales; Sparassidaceae
Product: Multidrug resistance protein
Exons: 20
Coding region: 1-1707 (568 amino acids)
Biological process (GO): transmembrane transport; basic amino acid transport
Cellular component (GO): fungal-type vacuole membrane
Molecular function (GO): basic amino acid transmembrane transporter activity
Source: RefSeq, a predicted model, not a curated record